AUGAAAGUCGUUCACGCUGUUCAUGCUUAUUUAAGCCACGGCAUCCGGCGUGCUCGUCAAUCUCCUGCGGAGACUUGGGAUGCCGUCUGGGACUUUGCUCGUCGUUAUUUUUUCACUUUGGCCUUCUUUUCUUUAUUCACUGCCAAAUUAUUGCAUCUUUAUGCUCAUUUAUACUCUCUACCUCUUCCCCGAUUCUUUCUAUGGGGUCUUACCUUCUUUUUUCAAGAUGUGAUGAUUCUAUUGUUGUUUCGUAUUCUCGUUCAGAAGGUCGCGUGGCGACCGGGAGCUGCCUUGCUUGCAAUCUUAGUGAUCCCGUCUAGUUUAAUUGUCUCUUUCAUGGCUUCCGCCAAUAUGUCAUUCUAUGUGUUCACCGGUGCCGAGAUCCACUGGCGCCAAGCCAAAUCCUUCAAUGGUGAUGCUGCCGCCAUCCACACCCUCCUCUCCGGAUUAACUGGCUUUUUGGUUGUCGAAGGAAUCCUCCUCACAAUCUCUUUGUUCGCUGCCCAUUCCAUUCAUGCACUCUCGGGAGGAAUUCUUCAUGUCUGGGCCUGGCCCAUUCGCUGGUUGUUUGCUCGCGUGCGACCGCACGUGGAGCCUCUGGUCCAGCGAUGCUGGCGAUCCAAAUCCAAAUCUCCAGCGACCGAUCUUCCCGAUCCUCGAAUCUACGAACAGAUCAACAUGGAUGACAACGAUGAUAUCAGUGAUACCGAAGAGGGAGACCAUCUGUUGAAUGCCGCUCAACUACCCAACCUACCCAACCGCCUCCCGGAGUCCAAGCGAGUCACGGAUGGCGUUCCCCAACGGGCCCUAAUCCUAGGAUUAUUUAGUCUCUUCCUCUUCCUCCGGUUUCUGCGACCGUGGGAUCCGAUAUAUAUGUACAUGUCUACCACCUUGCCCUUGACUACGGUUAUUGAAGGCGCCGAGCGUCACUCCCCUGUCGAUACCACUGGCACCCCGGGAAAUUUACAUUAUUUGGAUGGCGCAACUGCAUUGCGCCCCGCUCCCCGUUGGAGCUGGAUGUCAAAGGAACCCAUCGCUGGUUUCGAGGACUGGGAUCAAUCCGAUCCCCUAGUCCUUCACUACGACCCGAAAGAGGACCCGUUGCACAUCUCCAACCUCGACAGGCCGGUGCUGAAGGAGAUUCACAAUGCAUUGGCUAGUGGCGAUGUCAAGAUCAAACAUGUCGUUUUCUUGAAGCUCGAGAGUGCGCGUGCCGAUAUCUUCCCCCUACAAAAAGACAGCUUUAUGUACAAACGCAUCGCCGAAUCAUGGAAGGACAAGAAGAUUCCCCCAAAUGUUGUAGACCGUCUUGCAAACCUCACUCGGACUGCCGAGUUUUUGACCAACUUCCCCACCGGAUUUGAGCACGACGAUGCCCGUUUCGGCCGCAAAGCCUAUGGUGGCAUCAGCGCCAGGGAUGCCAUCACGACUGCCACAUACACUCUCAAGAGUUUGACAGGAAGUUUCUGUGGCGUGACGCCACUGGUCGCCGAUUUCAAUCGCGAAUUCGACCACCAUAUCUACCAGCCAUGUCUGCCCCAGGUCUUUGAUAUGCUCAGCCAGCAACCGGAUAUUACCAGCGAGUCGGACGACUUCACCAAGUGGCCGUGGCAUUCCACCUUUAUGAUGUCUGUCACCGAAAUGUACGACAACCAGAACAAACUGACCCCUCAGUUGGGAUUCCGUGACAAACAGACCAAGGAGACCAUCAUCAAGCCUGAAGCCAAGUAUUAUCCCGUCAAAAGUGCAGAGGUGAACUACUAUGGCUAUCCGGAAACCGAGCUUCGGGAGUACAUCCGUGAUGCCAUCGAUGAUGCGGAACGUGAUCACCAACGUCUCUUCCUCACCCAUCUCACGAGUACCACUCAUCAUCCGUGGGGAAUUCCGAACGAGGCCUUUGAGGAGAUGAUGGGCUCAAAAUCCGGUUCUAACAACGAUAUGAAUCGAUUCCUGAACUCGGUCGGUUAUGUGGAUGAUUGGAUCUCGAACCUCAUCGAUAUCCUGGAGGAGAAGGGAGUUGUUAAUGAGACCUUGUUCGUCAUGGCUGGAGAUCACGGCCUUUCCCUCCCCAACGAUGGCGGUAUCACUCCCUAUGAUAACCCCCAUGUGGGCAGUUUCAAGGUCCCUAUCGUGAUUGCACACCCUCAACUCCCACCCGUCCAGAUCGACACCCCAGUCAUCAGCAGCCAGAUCGUCCCUACCAUCAUCGACUUGUUGAUCGAGUCGGCUUCCCUCAGCCAGGACAGCACACGGUCCGCCCGCGAUAUUCGCUCGUUGUACGAAGGUCAAUCCCUGAUCCGACCGCAGGUCGUCGAGCAGGACGGACGCGAAGCCUGGCAUUUCACAGUCAUGAACACCGGUGGUUCAUGGCUAUCUGUUCGGUCCGCCGCCCGGCCGGAGUUCCGCCUGGUGAUUCCGCUAGUCAACGACGUAGAAUGGCGUUUUUCCGAUGUGUCCAAGGACCCGAACGAGCUGAGCCCGAUCUCGCGUUUUAGCCUUGCCGAUCUAGCGGCCGCCAUCGAGAAGGAAUAUGAUGAAAAAACCCUCGAGUGGCUAUUCAACGCCUCCUAUGUCGCCAACUGGUGGGUCUUAGAGAACUGGGACCGGUGGAGAUUCUCCCCAAAGGCCGAAGAAGAGGCUAAAGAACACAAAACCUAA
Messenger RNA from Penicillium vulpinum, 2658 nucleotides. RefSeq names its product sulfatase domain protein. Gene Ontology annotation, molecular function: arylsulfatase activity. The record is from RefSeq and is a predicted model, not a curated record. Lineage: Eukaryota; Fungi; Ascomycota; Eurotiomycetes; Eurotiales; Aspergillaceae. The coding region runs from base 1 to 2658 and encodes 885 amino acids. The transcript is spliced from 2 exons.